AUGGCAGCUAAAAACAGAAAGAGGCUCAUCAAUUCACAACCGAGAAACAUCAUUAACAACAACAACAACAUGGAGGACGUGGGAGAGGAUAGGAUUAGCAAACUGCCUGAAUCUUUGAUUCAGCAUGUACUCUCAUUUCUUCCAACCAAAUGUGCUGUUUCGACUACCGUUUUAUCUAAAACAUGGAAAAAUCUAUGGAAAUUCUGUCUCAAUCUUGACAUUAGACACUUUGAUGGGAACCUGGUGAGGGAGUGGAUUACUGCCUUGAUAAAACGUAAAGUUGAAGAGCUUGUUCUUAACGUGCCUUUCCCGAAACCCAAUAUGGUUUCCCAAAACCUUAUCACUUGUGAAUCACUGACAAUGUUGGAUCUCAAUUUUCAAUGCCAACAUGUUCUUGAUAUCCCACAGUCAAUAUGUUUACCAAAGCUUAAGUAUCCAUCGAGUAUGGUGGCGGGCUACCGAGUGACUUUUAUUGUGGGUAACAUUCCGUCACUAGUUGAAGUAGAUUUUCGCAAUGCUCGUGAUAACGGAACCAGUACACUAGAAUCCUUAUCUGAGUUCAUAAAAAUGUGUUCUGGUAUAAAGCUCCUAAAAGCGUCAAGAGAGUAUUUUCAGGUACAUUUUCUCAAAGAAGUCAAUGAGUUGGUCUUAAAUCCAUCACCUCAUUGCUUGUUGUCACGCCUCGGGUCAAUUGAACUUCGAAUUUAUGAAAGGUACCCAGAGGAUAUGGAGGUGGUUAAAUUGUUAUUGAAGUAUGCUCGAGUCCUUGAAAUGGUGAUUAUUAGUGGAAGACGCUUCCUAAAUCCUUCAUCCGAGAUGUUUCAGCAGUUACAAAAUUUUCCAAGGGCUUCAACUCAUUGUAGUUUUCAGUUGCUGGAGUAA
Papaver somniferum (opium poppy) is the source of this 882-nucleotide messenger RNA. RefSeq names its product putative F-box/LRR-repeat protein At4g15060. Lineage: Eukaryota; Viridiplantae; Streptophyta; Magnoliopsida; Ranunculales; Papaveraceae. The record is from RefSeq and is a predicted model, not a curated record. The transcript has 5 exons. The coding region runs from base 1 to 882 and encodes 293 amino acids. Gene Ontology annotation, molecular function: protein binding.